UUUGGGCAGCUGCAUUUCCCCCAUAGCUCUCUACCUCCCCACCGCCUGCACUGAAGCGGAUGAAAACAAACACUAAGGAUGGCGGCGCCGGGCAGCGACUAGUUGCUGGCUUAGGUCCGGAGAGAUCGCUUGACGUGUGAAGGGGAAGCUCUGAGGAAAACUAGUCGACACCAGUCCGACAGCUUUUUCAGUUCUGGUAUCCGAAGCCUCGUUAGCGUGAGGUAUCUCUCUGCGACCUGUGCUGUCACUACCGCCCCGGAGCGCGGAACCCUCAGCCGGGAGGUGCGGUUGGCCGGCCCCAGGCCCCGGCCUCCGGAAUGAGAGCCCGGAGCCAUUCUCUGUGCCGUAACUUCGCAGGUUCCAGUAGGCAAUGGAAACUGACCUCAGUUCCCAGGACAGAAAGGACUUGGACAAGUUUAUUAAGUUUUUUGCCCUCAAGACUGUCCAAGUGAUUGUCCAGGCUCGACUUGGAGAAAAGAUUUGCACCCGUUCGUCAUCUUCCCCAACGGGUUCAGAUUGGUUCAAUUUAGCAAUCAAAGAUAUCCCAGAAGUCACCCAUGAAGCAAAGAAGGCUCUGUCGGGGCAGCUGCCUGCUGUGGGGCGAUCUAUGUGUGUGGAGAUCUCACUCAAGACUUCUGAGGGAGAUUCCAUGGAGUUGGAAAUUUGGUGUCUUGAAAUGAACGAAAAGUGUGACAAAGAAAUCAAAGUUUCCUACACUGUAUACAACCGAUUGUCACUGCUGCUGAAGUCUCUUCUUGCUAUUACGAGGGUGACACCAGCCUAUAGACUCUCCAGGAAGCAAGGGCAUGAAUAUGUGAUUUUGUACAGGAUUUAUUUUGGGGAAGUUCAACUGAAUGGCUUAGGAGAAGGCUUCCAGACAGUUCGAGUUGGAACAGUGGGCACCCCUGUGGGCACCCUCACUCUUUCCUGUGCUUAUAGAAUUAACUUGGCAUUCAUGUCCACCAGGCAAUUUGAGAGGACCCCACCUAUUAUGGGGAUUAUCAUUGAUCACUUUGUUGACCGUCCUUACCCCAGCUCCUCUCCUAUGCACCCGUGCAAUUACAGAACUGCUGAGGAUGCUGGAGUCACAUACCCAUCAGUGGAAGACUCUCAGGAAGUGUGUACCACAUCUUUUUCCACAUCUCCUCCCUCCCAGUGUGUGUUUACUGUCACAAAGGCACAUUUUCAGACCCCUACUCCUGUGGUGACGGACACUCUGAGAGUCCCCAUGGCAGGACUGGCCUUUUCCCAUCAACUCUCAAGCUCUCGCCUUUCCUAUCAGCCUGCUGUCCUGGGCCUUGGAUCAGCUGACCUGGCUUAUCCAGUAGUGUUUACUGCUGGCUUAAACACUACACACGCUCACCAGCUGAUGGUUCCUGGGAAGGAAGGUGGGGUACCUCUUGCUCCCAACCACCCUGCUCAUGGUGCCCAGGCUGAUCAGGAGAGACUGGUGAUGCAUAUGCCUUCUGAUGGCACCCACUGUGCUGCCACACCCUCAAGCAGUGAGGACACUGAGACUGUAUCUAACAGCAGUGAAGGACGGGCCUCACCCCAUGACAUCUUGGAGACUAUCUUUGUCCGAAAAGUGGGAGCAUUUGUCAACAAACCCAUCAAUCAGGUGACUCUGACGAGUUUGGACAUACCCUUUGCCAUGUUUGCUCCUAAGAAUUUGGAGCUGGAGGAUGCUGAUCCUAUGGUGAAUCCCCCGGACUCCCCAGAGACCACAUCUCCCCUCCAUGGCAGCCUGCACUCAGAUGGCUCUAGUGGGGGCAGCAGUGGCAACACACAUGACGACUUUGUUAUGAUUGACUUUAAACCAGCCUUUUCUAAAGACGACAUUCUUCCAAUGGACUUGGGGACCUUUUACCGUGAAUUUCAGAAUCCCCCUCAGCUGAGCAGCCUCUCCAUAGAUUUUGGAGCUCAGUCUAUGGCGGAAGACUUGGUAUGGAAACCCCUUCCCUCAGGGCUCCUUCUCUAGCCUCCCAGCCUCAUCUGAUAGCUACUCCUGUGCUUCAGCCGGUCCUGCCCAUUGCCUUCUAUCUUUGCUGAAAGAAAAGGAAUCUUUUUAGCUGGCUUUCACCCUUGGUCACACUCACAAGUCCAUGCUGCCUGGCAGUUGUCCUAAAUUGCCUUGAGCUUGAUUUUCUUGUUCACAGCACUUUAAAAAUACUUAGUGUGCUAGGCAGUGGUGGCACACGC
Messenger RNA from Mastomys coucha (southern multimammate mouse), 2199 nucleotides. It is a transcript of the gene Atg13, whose product is annotated as autophagy related 13. The coding region runs from base 371 to 1978 and encodes 535 amino acids. The transcript has 17 exons. Gene Ontology annotation, biological process: piecemeal microautophagy of the nucleus; protein localization to phagophore assembly site; mitophagy. Lineage: Eukaryota; Metazoa; Chordata; Mammalia; Rodentia; Muridae. Gene Ontology annotation, cellular component: phagophore assembly site; extrinsic component of membrane; Atg1/ULK1 kinase complex. The record is from RefSeq and is a predicted model, not a curated record.